AUGACAUCCAUGACUACUACAACCACUUCGAUGACAACCACAACAAAAACUACGACAACUACUACUACAUCAGCUCCAUGUCCUACUGGAUAUGUUCGAACAUCGUCCGGUUCAUGUGUUAAUCUUUUGAUUGAUUUUUAUAAUUGUGGUUCAAUUGGUUAUGUAUGUGCUUCAAAUUAUACAAGUUGUUUAAAUGGUAUUUGCAGUAGUGCACCUGCUGUGCAACUUGCAGGUGGCGUCGUUGUGCCCGGAUGGAACAGUUCAGUUAAUGUUGAUGAUGCAUAUGUUACUCUAAGUCUACCCUUCAGUAUAUCGUUGUACGGCUAUUCGACAUCGACUGCAUCUGUCCAGAGUAAUGGCGUAAGUACUCUUAUGAUUGAUCUCGUUAAAACAUUUCAAUUAGCAGACACACAAUAA
Molecule: messenger RNA, 417 nt
Organism: Rotaria sp. Silwood2
Lineage: Eukaryota; Metazoa; Rotifera; Eurotatoria; Philodinida; Philodinidae
Source: the annotation of a GenBank genome assembly